This is a messenger RNA of Pungitius pungitius (ninespine stickleback), 1685 nucleotides long. It is a transcript of the gene ncf2, whose product is annotated as neutrophil cytosolic factor 2. The coding region runs from base 140 to 1645 and encodes 501 amino acids. Gene Ontology annotation, molecular function: superoxide-generating NADPH oxidase activator activity; protein binding. Gene Ontology annotation, biological process: superoxide anion generation. Lineage: Eukaryota; Metazoa; Chordata; Actinopteri; Perciformes; Gasterosteidae. The transcript is spliced from 16 exons. The record is from RefSeq and is a predicted model, not a curated record.
GCACUUUAGCAGCUAGCAAAAUAAAACUUGUUACUAACCGUUAUCCAACUUGGCAAUUUGAGGCAACCUAUAACUACUGACAAGUUGAUCUAAGGGUAAAGACGUGGUGCUCCAUCUCAGUGUACUUCAAACCAGCAACAUGUCUUUUGUGGACACUUUGCGCCAGUGGGACAAUGCUGUCACUUGCGUUGACAGGCAGGAUUUGACAGAGGCUCUCAGGAUUUUUCUCACCAUCCCAGAGCCAAACUCCAAAAUCUAUUUUGACAUUGGCUGUCUCCAUCUUCUUAACCAAGACCUGGAUGCUGCUGAAAAGGCGUUUGAUUGCAGCAUAAGCAAGGAUGAACAUUUGUCUGUUGCCUUCUUUCAAAGAGGAAUCACUUUUUACAAAAAGCAGAGGUAUGAGGAGAGUUUAGCUGAUUUUCAGCAAGCUUUCAAAGCUCUAAGAGGCAACCAACUGAUUGAUUACAAAGCACUGGGUCUUAGAUACAAACUAUUUGCAUGUGAGGUUCUCCUCAAUGUGGCUCUGUGUGAGGCUCAGCUGGGUAACUGGGAAAAAGCCCACCAAAACCUUGUGAAGGCUCUUGACUACAAGACCGAUACGAAACUCAAUAUUAUCGACAGAGCUCUGGAUUCUGCACUGAAACAGAAACUUUUCAAACCAGUCGAGUUCCCAUCAAAAGUGCUAUUCAAACCGAAUAGGCACUAUGUUGCUGAGCUGGAGAAGAAGGAUUACCUUGGCAAAGCAAAGGUUGUUGCCUCGGUGGUUCCUCAGGAUGCCUUCUCUGGAUUUGCUCCCUUACAACCACAGGUUGAAGAAAGUCCAACUCAUCCGAAAGAACGCGAGGUUCUGAGGGCUUUGGAAGGAGAACCCCAUACUGUCCUGUACGAGUUUGUUCCUGAGACCAGCGACGAGCUGGCUGUAGCGCCGGGCAACAUUGUGUUUGUACUGCAGAAGGGUGUCGACAACUGGGCGUCCGUGGUGUUCAACGAAAGAAGGGGACUUGUUCCUUACAAUUACCUUGAACGUUUGGAGAUCUCCUUGGCUUCCAAACCGAAUGAGAAGCAGCGACGAUCUCAGCCUCCAAGUAAAGAACCACCCACCAGACCUGAGAGGAAACAAGGUCUCACUCCUAGUGGUAAAACCAGUAAAGACACCCGACAAAAGGAUGAACAGCCUACCAACAACUUGUGUAUCGUCAAAGUCUGCUUCACAUUCAACUUUGCUGUAUCAGUACCACCUGGAUGCACCUAUGCAAUACUGAUAGAAAAGAUCAGUAAAAAACUCAAACUGCCAUCUACUUCUAUCACUUUGAGUUUAACCUCUGAGGCAACAGAACAGAGUAUCAUCACCCCCAGCACCGAAAUGGAAAGUGUGUGGCGUCGUGCCACUGACCUGCGCAUCACCUUGUGGUGCAACGCCAAAGAGCAAACUGAUGGAAAUCCAAAAAGCGAGAUUCACUUUGUGGCACUUCAUUCCUACGAGUCGUCAAACCCAGAGGAUCUCAACUUUCAGCAAGGCGAUACAGUCACAUUCCUCUCUAGAGUUAACAAGGAUUGGCUGGAAGGGGAAUGUAGUGGUAAAACUGGUAUAUUUCCUGCAUCCUUUGUGGAAGAACUUUCUGUCAAUGGCAGGUCAAUGAAAUAAAUACAUGUAAACACAUACUAUAGUCAGGAAGACAUUUAAG